UGCACGGCCACACACGUCUAUUUGAAACGAAAAUAUCAUGAUAAGGAAAGUGUUUAAAUAUUCAUCAUGGUGAGGGAGGUAAAUUUUACAGUCAUUGAAUGCAAGAUGAAGCACAAACGCAUAAAUCCAAGCUCAUUCCAAGUGUGAGCCGAAGGGAGGACGAACGGGUGCGUCUAUUUUAGGAAUUGAUGGGACCAAGCAGAGACAAACUCAAUGAUCCACGACUCCUGUUCCUCCAUUUCCUUGUUCCUUCUCCACCACGAACACCGUUGACGGAGCUUUUUCGUAUCUCUACCCAUCGACAGUAACAAAGACGGCGACGGAUACAGCAGCUUCCUGCCCUCAUAACAGCAGUAUUAACCAUGCCUGGCGUCUGGACUCGUCAUCCGCGUUAUUCGCUUUUCGUGCUGGUUGUGCUGGCCGCCACCUUAUACCUGCUUAACCCUUACGAGACGAACCCGACGAUCUCUACUUACCCAUUCAUUCGUGACUCGGAUUUGCCAGCUAGGCUGGCGCGAGCAGAUGUCAUUUACGAAAAAACCCUCCGGGACCGAAAAGGGCUCAUACGAACCUUUGGUCCUAAUCCAAAUGAAGUUUUAAUGUUUCCUCCGGAUAAGGAUCCUUGGCCAGCUUAUACCGUCUGGGACUUUUUCCCAGCCUCGUAUAAUUGCCCACAUGAAGUAGAACGGCUUGGUGCACUUGGGGACGGCGGAAAAUGGGUCUGUGGGUUAUCUCGUGUGCAAGAGAAGCCGAACUGUGUUAUCUAUUCUAUCGGUAUCAAUUACGAGUCUUCAUUCGAGGCGGAAAUCCUCGCAAAUACCCGGCAUUGCGAGAUCUGGGGUUACGAUUAUAGUGUCAAGUCAUUUGGCCCUCAAAUACCACGGUCCUUGGCGUCGCGUACCCAUUUCUUCCCAUAUGGUUUGGCAGGCAGCGACAAGGCGGCGACAGAUGACUCGCCUCCUAUGUUUACCCUCGAAAGCAUUAUGGCAAUGAAUGGACAUAGCCACAUCGAUAUCCUCAAGAUUGACGUGGAAGGAUGGGAGUUUGAAACGCUAACUGCUCUCAUCGGGCCGUACUUGCACGCUGACAAGCCGCUUCCGUUUGGCCAGCUUCAGCUCGAAAUUCACAUAUGGGGCAAGCAGUUCGCCGAAUUCUUGACGUGGUGGGAGACCCUCGAGGCUGCCGGUCUCCGACCUUUCUGGACUGAGCCCAAUCUGGUAUACCAGAAUUACAACAAACAGAGUAAUACUGAUCUUGCAGAGUACUCGUUCCUGAACAUCAAAGGCGACAAUAUAUUCAUCAAGGACCCUCCUAAGCGACACAUUGCCGCAGCUGUUGUCGACUAGACCCUCCGCCAGGGGUAAUCCUGUAUAACUUAUGUAGUAUGCUUACUGUAUCCAAUCAAAUGCUGUAGAUUAUUCGCCGUCAUAGGUUGGUUGGACUGUUUCUGUUCAUAUGUUAUGAUAUCUAUCGUACUU
Messenger RNA from Desarmillaria tabescens, 1478 nucleotides. Its product is annotated as methyltransferase domain-containing protein. Bases 363 to 1346 code for a protein of 327 amino acids. The transcript has 7 exons. NCBI's taxonomy places the organism in Eukaryota, Fungi, Basidiomycota, Agaricomycetes, Agaricales, Physalacriaceae. The record is from RefSeq and is a predicted model, not a curated record.